UGAAACUGGUCUCUGUAGAGGAAAAACAGCACAGAAUGAAAACCAGCAGGCUGAGUGUUGUUUGUCAUUUCCUGGCAUUUCCUUCAGGAUCAGCACACCAAAUUAAAACCACAUUUACAGACUCAAGAGCUCCUCAUCUGCAUCUGAUCAACAAAAACACAUGAAGCAACGUUUUCAAGUUUGGAUGCCAAACCAAAUGAUCCAAAUUCUGACACCAAACGGACUCCAAAAGUCUUUUCUUAUCAUGUGAACUGACUUCAGAUCACAAGGCGAUGGCAGCAGAACGGCACAACAAAAUGCUUGCGGUUAAAGGAGAAGUGCUUGCAUUCCACUGCAAGAGUUUAAGCUCAAAAACUCGAGAUCAUCGCAAAGGCUCAGAGGUUUCUUUCUACAGUCUGUCCUUCGACCGAGACUCGCAAAGCUUCUUCGUUAGAGACCCUAACCCGUCCCUGAUUCACAAGGACAGCUCUGCUGAAAUGGACAUUGUUCAUUGUUGCUCCGCUUUGGAUGUUCAACAGAGACAAAAAGUGCCUUGUGUUUUACUGAGGCUGUGCAAGAAAAGGACGUCUGCAUUUAAAUACAAGCUUUACUCCAUAUGCACGUCCACAGAUGCAAAGCUUCAUGCUGAGUUUGUGUUGCCAUACGAGAUGAGAGAUAAUAUUUCAAUAGUGCACGGCCCUACGUUGAUUUGGAGUCAUGAAAACUCUGUUUUUUAUAUAUCGUCACAAACCGGUGGAGUGAAAGAAGUCCCAAUUCCCUUGAGAGUCAACUUUAUUGGCGAACUUCCUCUUCGGCAAAGACAAAUAGUGAUUCAAGGAGCCCAAAAUGUCUCAAGCGAUCAGUCUAAUGUGCAAAACAUACUGUAUUUCACAGAAGACGGAAGAAGCUUUAAUUCAGCAUGUCUUGUACCUGAUGCCUACAGCUCUGUGAUUCGGUGCAUGAUGGUUCUCUCAGCUGAAGAGGUCGACAGUUUGAGAUCGGUUGUUCUGGCGGCCACAAGCAUGAAACAGCUGGUUCUGUUUGAGAACGGACUUCCUCGGGAUGUUUGUCUUCUUCCGUAUGAGCAACCGCUGAAUAUUCAGAUAGUUCACACUGUGAAAAACGACUGUCUUAUUGUCGUAACCUUCAAUCAGGGGAACGUCUGCACUGUUUGGAAAGACACUUUCCAGGUGGCGUGCUGUUGGACAGGAGUGCGUCUGCUGCUCGUCGAUGACUUUGUGGGAUGCGGGACGGAUCAGAUGCUCUUAGUGUUUGAGAGUUCGUCUGAAGAGCCACUCAGCAGCUUCCUGCUCACCGAUCUGUGUGCCGUCACUUACUCUUGUGGCCGAUCAGACGGUGAGGAGCUGAACACUUCAGACGCAGCACAGGAGAAUCACCUUCUUACAGUUCAAGCAUUAGAGACCAGACUGCAGAGCGGCCUGAACGUCCUUGAAGACCUUCAGAGAGACGUGGAGGUCAAAGACAGACUCCUCCAGCAGUCAUUAAUGGCUUUAACUGAUCUGGUGUCAGGCAGAGAACAUGUCAUCUCCUCUCCACAACAGGAGGGGCUUGUGUCUCUGUGGGAUGAUGAUGACGAUGAUGCUGGAGAUGAAGAGGAUGAUGGGAUGCAGACUGAAUGUGCUGAAGCUGCUCUGAAGGUGCACAGAGUUUGGCAGAGAGUCAUCGGACAGAGUCUGAUCGUCGGUGUUGUUCUGACAACGACAAAUAACACGUCUGUCAUGAAUAUCAGUGCUUCAAUCGUGUUGGAUUCUCGUCAAACUGCUGCUGUAAUGAACACGAAGACUGUGAUCCUGCCGUAUCCUGCAUCAGACGCAGCUGUCGCUCACGGCCCGUCACCGAUGAAGAUCAGACGCUCCGAUUGUUCUGCUGACAGCGGCGGAUCAAGACUCGCCCUGGUCGCUGUGACCGACGCGGCUCCUUUAUUAACCUCGGGCUGCGUCAGAUGUCCCAUCAUGCUCCAUUACAGCACCAAACAAUCACCCGGAUCUCCUGCUGAAGAAAGUGCUCGGGUUUCUCAACACUGCGGGCAAAUCUCACUAAAUCUGAAAGAUAUUUCCAUGGGAAAGUUGCAUCCGCAACUGUUACGUGACUGCAAACUCAACACAGACGAGGCCAGAGAGGAUCUUCUCAGUCUGAUGGCGCUCAUGGACGUGUGGUUUUUCAUGGUGGAGUGUCCGGAUCACACGCUGGCGGAUGUGCAGGGCUGGUUGCAGGAGUCAAUGCGGUUUGAGCGGCUGGAGAUCGACCCGCGCUUCACCGCAGACCCGACAGGCGUCCGGCUGUUCCGUUGGGUGCAGAACUCACCGUUUAAGGGCGUCUUGAGCGUCUACUGCAGGGACGAGCUAAGUUUGCUGCGCUUCCUGCACUCGCUGUGUGACUUUCUGCCCGUGUCUCAUGACAUCCAGCCGCUGGAGAGGCCGAGGUCCUGCGCUGGAUCUCUGGCUCAGACUCUACAGACGGAGAUCCACACCGUGACGCAGGGCGUGUGUUCAGUGCUGCGCUCUGAUGAGGGAGUGAGGAGAGGAGAGGCGGAGUCACACGCCUCCUCACAGCCGCUCCAGACGCUCAGGGAGGAGUGGCUUAAAGAACGGGGGCGGUACAACGAGAGGCUCCGCCCACUGCUGGACUGCACACGCUACAGCAGACUGAUAGAGCGCAUGAUUCACACGCAGCUGGACGCAGAUGAAGCCGCACUGAUGGAAGCUCCUCGUCUGUAGCUGAUCUGAAUCCACGCUCGAUGAACGUUUCCAUGAGCUUCUGCUGGAGAUUGAGAGUCUGGUUUUGUCUUGAGAUUCUCCAGGGCUUCACGCCUCUAAUAGUUCAGUGACAUUUCCACAGGAAAGCCUUCAUCUGCCCUCACAGCCCUCACUUUGUCCUCCGCAGGGAAACACACACACACAUUCUCCAUCACCACCUGUCCGCUAUUUACCCAUUUAUGCGUUUACUGUUGAAAAUAAACACUUGGAUGCAAAAACCCUUGAAGACAAUUGUUUUUAUAAAUUUGAGGAUCCUUCAGCUGUAUUUCAGUCUUUCUGCUUUCUACCACUAUUUCACAAUAAUUGCUGUUUCUUUGUAAUUACCUGUGAAAUUUAAUAGCAAUUUAUGAGUGAAAAUUAUUUUAUUAUUAUUAUUAUUUAUUUAUUUAUUUACAGUAUAUAAAUAAUAAAAAAUAAA
Labeo rohita (rohu) is the source of this 3174-nucleotide messenger RNA. RefSeq names its product FA complementation group B (gene fancb). Gene Ontology annotation, cellular component: Fanconi anaemia nuclear complex. The record is from RefSeq and is a predicted model, not a curated record. The coding region runs from base 273 to 2717 and encodes 814 amino acids. The transcript is spliced from 11 exons. NCBI's taxonomy places the organism in Eukaryota, Metazoa, Chordata, Actinopteri, Cypriniformes, Cyprinidae. Gene Ontology annotation, biological process: negative regulation of double-strand break repair via homologous recombination; replication-born double-strand break repair via sister chromatid exchange; interstrand cross-link repair.